Molecule: messenger RNA, 960 nt
Organism: Protopolystoma xenopodis
Lineage: Eukaryota; Metazoa; Platyhelminthes; Monogenea; Polystomatidea; Polystomatidae
Source: the annotation of a GenBank genome assembly
CACUGCCUGGCCUUCUUCGGCCUCUUGAUCCUGAUCUCCAGCCUCCUGCUCUCAACAGUUGGUCUGAACGAGAAGUCUGGGAGCAAAACUUAUGGUGACCUAAAACUUACGAGUUUUCGGCCCGAUCAGACAACAACCUUUCUACCACACAUCUUCGCAGUUGGCUCAAAGAGCUUGAGGUGGCAGACAUCCCCCGGCCCCAAGAGUACAACCGGACAUACGCAUCUGCCGGCAUCACAGCACUCUAACGACCUAAAAGAUUCUGCAGAGUCAGAGCAGUCGAGCCCCAUGAUGGAGGCGAAAGUACUGAAAGAUGAGGCUGGAAAUAGGCAUUCUCCAGCCGAAGCAAAUUGGAAAACGGCCAAAAAGGAGAGCCAGAGAAAAGCUCAUCAGGAGGACAAUAGUCGGCUAAAUAAAAUGGCGAAAAGACAAGUCGAGGCGACUGGAGGUGUGUUGAGUGUGAGCGGAGACGAGCAGGACUGUAUGGAAAGCAAAAAUGAUAAGGUGUCAAAAGUACAUCACACCCAAAUAGGGGUGAAACUCGGAGAAGACGGGGCGAUCAGCCACGCGGUUUCACUUCGUACGGCUCGCUACGUCGACCUCGAAGGGCCUCAGGUCCACCAAGAUGGCCGCGCCUCUGAGGGUUUCUGGCUUUCACAAGACGCAAAGUCCGAGUUCGAGUCCGGAUGGGGCGAGAAAUCUCUCAUCAAAGACCUGUUGGCCGACUACGACCGGCGCUCGCGGCCCGUCGUCGACGGACUGACGCCGCGUGUACAGGUGAAUAGGAAUGAGACGGCGGAACAGCUAACGGUGGAGUUCGGCCUCGGCCUGAUUCAGAUACUUGAGCUCAACGAAAUGGAUCAGGUGCUCACCACCAGUGUUCGCUCCCUUUACGUAAGCCAUUGUGUCGUUUCUAAAGUUUGUGUAUGCUUGUGUAAUUUGAUGUUUCAUUACGAAUAA